UUUGAUUUUUAUUUAAUAUACAUAUAAGAAUUCCAUUCAAUGGAAAAUUGGGGUGAAAAUAUUUUUUUUACAGUUUAUUUACUAAAUAAAUAAGAAUUUGACAAAUGAUGAGCUCAUCUUUAGAUUUAAGUGACGAACAAUAUUUGAGCUGUCAUCUUUUACAUUUAUCUAUAAAAAUCGAAACAUUACUUAAAAGUAAGAGAGGUCAAAGUGAAAAUCUGCCACAAAAAAAUAGUUGAAAACGGAAUAAAACAUUAGAUUUUACACAUUUUAAAAAGAUAAAUAAAAUUGAAUAAGGCCGGUUAACAUUCUAAUGAAAUUCUAUUACAAUUGAGAAACAAACCUAAUUUAAAUUAUGAUAACAUGGUCGACGAGACGAAAUGUUCGCAUACUCUUGGUAGGAGAUGCAGGUGUAGGAAAGACAAGCCUAAUACUGAGUUUAGUAAGUGAAGAGUUUCCUCCAGAUGUUCCGGCAAAAGCAGAGGAAAUUACGAUUCCGGCUGAUGUCACACCUGAAAAAGUGCCAACUAAUAUAGUUGAUUUUUGCUCUUCAGACAUUGAUGAUGCUGAGAGUGGUAACUUACAACUUGAAAUGCAGAAAUCCGAUGUUAUCUGCAUUGUUUAUGCCGUUGAUAAUGAGCACACACUUGAGCGUAUUACUUCAUAUUGGCUUCCGCUUAUCAGAGAUUAUAAUUCUACUGAUUUAAAAAAGCCAAUAGUCUUAGUUGGCAAUAAAGUAGAUUUAGUAGAUUAUAGUACAAUAGAUAUGUUAUUGUCUAUAAUGGAGGAUUUUCCCGAAGUGGAAAGCUGUGUUGAGUGUUCCGCCAAAACAUUGCAUAAUAUUUCUGAGAUGUUUUAUUAUGCUCAAAAAGCAGUUUUACAUCCAACUGGACCCCUUUAUAUAAUGGAAAACCAAUAUUUGACGAAAAAUGCAGAAAUAGCUUUAACAAAAAUUUUUAAGAUACUUGAUUUAGAUGGCGAUGGAUUACUGAGUGAUUUUGAAUUGAAUCAUUUUCAAAGAAGAUGUUUUAAUUUGCCGUUACAACCACAAAUUUUAGAUGAAGUUAAAGUACUAUUAAUGAAAAACCUUCCAGAUGGAAUAUUAAAUGAUAAUGUCACAUUAAAAGGAUUUCUCUAUUUACAUUGCCUUUUUAUUCAAAGAGGCCGUCCUGAAACAACAUGGAUGGUUUUAAGACGUUUUGGAUACGAUGAAAACCUCCAAAUAAGUAAAGAAUUUUUGAAUCCGCCAAUGAAAAUCCCUCCUGGGAGUAGCACUGAGCUCUCACACCGUGGUUUUCAAUUUUUGACAUUACUUUUUGAAAAGGGAGACCUUGACCGAGACGGCGCUUUAUCUCCAGAGGAGUUUUCCAGACUAUUUAGCGCCUGUCCAACCCCUCCUUUUUCUACUGAUAUCAAACGUACUGUGGAAACUAAUAGCAACGGAUGGCCGACGUUGCACGGGUGGAUUUGUCGGUGGUCUUUAAUGGCGUAUACUGAAGUUAAUAAAACCUUAGAAUAUUUAGCAUACUUGGGAUUCACUAUUCAUGAAAAUGAGUCUCAAACUACUGCUAUUCAUGUUACUCGAGAAAAACGAUUAGAUUUGGCAAAACGACAGAGCAGUAGAUCUGUUUAUAUUUGCCACGUAAUAGGAUCUAAGAAUGCUGGCAAAACUACUCUUUGUCGAGGGCUGAUAUUCGCUGAUAUGAAAAAUAUAACAUUAAAGGAUUUGAGAGGAAGCAAUAAAUAUUGUAUAAAUACGGUUCAAGUUUAUGGGCAAGAAAAAUUUUUAAUCAUGCGUGACAUUAAAUCUGAAGAUCCUUUACAACCGAGUGAAAUAAAUUGCGAUGUCGUAUGUCUUGUAUAUGAUGUUAAUGACGCUAAAUCAUUUGAAUAUGUAGCAAAAACGUAUAUAAAAUAUUAUGCAGAAAGUAAAAUUCCAGUUCUGAUUGUCGGUAAUAAAUCGGAUAUGCCAAAAGUUCGACAAGACUAUUUGUUGCAACCAACAGAAUUUUCCGAAAAAUAUAAAAUCUUGUCUCCGGAAUUCUUCACAGUAAAACAAAAUAAUAAAGAACUCUAUACAAAACUUGCUACAAUGGCAGCAUUUCCCAGAUACCAAGCUGCUUGGAUUUUGUUUUACAAACAUCGUCUUGUUCAACUAUGGGAAACAGCUCAUAUUAAUCAUUUUGGACUGAUUCCUGACGACACACUCUUAUGGUUAUCGAAAGCAGGGCUUGGAUUAGCAGUUAUUACAUUUGCUGGUUUUCUAUUAAUGAAAGUUAUUCAACCAACACCUGCUCGACUUACAAGAUAAAUAUCAUAGCAUCUUCUGAAUGUAACAAUUAAAUAAAAUACAUGAAUAAAAAUCAAGAUAGA
Molecule: messenger RNA, 2373 nt
Organism: Culicoides brevitarsis
Lineage: Eukaryota; Metazoa; Arthropoda; Insecta; Diptera; Ceratopogonidae
Gene: Miro
Product: mitochondrial Rho GTPase
Exons: 5
Coding region: 356-2311 (651 amino acids)
Biological process (GO): mitochondrion organization; small GTPase-mediated signal transduction
Cellular component (GO): mitochondrial outer membrane
Molecular function (GO): GTP binding; GTPase activity; calcium ion binding
Source: RefSeq, a predicted model, not a curated record